Messenger RNA from Habropoda laboriosa, 385 nucleotides. It is a transcript of the gene SNRPG, whose product is annotated as probable small nuclear ribonucleoprotein G. The record is from RefSeq and is a predicted model, not a curated record. Gene Ontology annotation, cellular component: P granule; U2 snRNP; catalytic step 2 spliceosome. Gene Ontology annotation, molecular function: RNA binding. Gene Ontology annotation, biological process: mRNA splicing, via spliceosome; spliceosomal snRNP assembly. The coding region runs from base 143 to 373 and encodes 76 amino acids. Lineage: Eukaryota; Metazoa; Arthropoda; Insecta; Hymenoptera; Apidae. The transcript is spliced from 4 exons.
GAAUGUUCUGUGGCGUUUCUGCGAUUGUUCUAUGGUAGCGUGUAGUUUCUAAAAGCCGGGAAAAUAAUAAACAUCGGUAACUACACGUGUAGUAACAAUUUCUUAUAAGUAGCUUUUCUUAUUAAGUAAAACUAACUUAAAUAUGAGUAAGGCACAUCCUCCUGAGCUUAAAAAAUACAUGGAUAAGAGGUUAUCACUCAAAUUAAAUGGUGGAAGACACGUUGUUGGGAUUUUACGUGGGUUUGAUCCAUUUAUGAACAUGGUUAUAGACGAAAGUAUCGAAGAAUGUAAAGAUGGUACCAAAAACAACAUUGGAAUGGUGGUAAUACGUGGAAACAGUGUAAUAAUGUUAGAGGCUUUAGAUAGGAUAUGAACUGAAACAUGG